Messenger RNA from Acanthopagrus latus (yellowfin seabream), 3126 nucleotides. RefSeq names its product ribose 5-phosphate isomerase A (ribose 5-phosphate epimerase) (gene rpia). The coding region runs from base 97 to 954 and encodes 285 amino acids. Gene Ontology annotation, molecular function: ribose-5-phosphate isomerase activity. Gene Ontology annotation, cellular component: intracellular membrane-bounded organelle. Gene Ontology annotation, biological process: pentose-phosphate shunt, non-oxidative branch; D-ribose metabolic process. Lineage: Eukaryota; Metazoa; Chordata; Actinopteri; Spariformes; Sparidae. The transcript is spliced from 9 exons. The record is from RefSeq and is a predicted model, not a curated record.
CAUGCGCAGGAGAAGCUCAGCUCUGCAGGUAGAGGAGGACUCCUGCCUGUCUGCCGUCUCUUGUGGGCCUGUCUGUGUGUUUUGGGGGGCCGGGUCAUGAGACUGCGGGGCUGGGUCUCCUUCAGUAAGCUCGCAGCUGGUUCUCUGUCCUCAGCAUCCUGGAGGAGGAAGCAGCCGCAGGCAGCAGCAGCAGCGACUCUCUGCAGACAGAAACACGUGUGUCUCCUCAGUCAGUCCGGAGCCAACAUGGCAGAGGAGGCGAAGAAACUGGCCGCUUACGCUGCUGUGGAUAACCACGUCCAGAACAACCAGGUGGUCGGAGUCGGCAGCGGAUCAACCAUCGUGUACGCUGUGGACAGAUUAGCUGAGAGAGUUCGUCAGGAGAAGCUCAACAUCGUGUGUGUGCCGACCUCCUUCCAGGCCCGUCAGCUGAUUCUGCAGCACGGCCUCACUCUGUCGGAUCUGGACAGGCACCCAGAGCUGGACGUGGCGAUCGACGGGGCAGAUGAGGUGGACGCAGAUCUCACGCUGAUUAAAGGUGGAGGCGGCUGCCUGACUCAGGAGAAGAUCGUCGCCGGCUGUGCUAAACAUUUCGUUGUCAUCGCCGACUACAGGAAGGACUCGAAGGCUCUGGGCCAGCAGUGGAAGAAGGGAGUUCCUAUCGAGGUGAUCCCCAUGGCGUACGUCCCCGUCUCCAGGACGAUAGCCAAACGCUUCGGAGGGGAAGCCAACUUGCGGAUGGCUGUCAGUAAAGCUGGUCCCGUCGUCACCGACAACAGCAACUUCAUCCUGGACUGGAAGUUUGAGACGGCUCAGAACUGGAAGGACGUCAACACCGCCAUCAAGAUGAUCCCAGGUGUGGUGGAGACGGGGCUUUUUGUCGGCAUGGCUGAACGAGCCUACUUCGGGAUGGAGGACGGAAGCGUGCAGAUUCGGGAUCCUCCAGUCAACUGAGUCGUCUGCCGUGAUCUCUCACCUCCUCGUGAAACGACCUCCACAUUUUACUCACAAGUGCCCCGGUCGCGAUUUACUCCCUGGUCUCCGGCUGUGUUCAGACGAAGCUGCACCUCCUGCAGAACUGGACAGAAACUGUAGCAGGGACGAUUUCACACCUCUCAAAAACCAGAAACCAGUGAGAAUCACUUGAUUUUUCUCAUCGCGCAGGUGGUGCUUCUGAGUCUGUGAGUUUUAUAGUGCCUGAUGAGUCAAAUCACGUGCAUCUCAUAUUCAUAUAUAUAUACUUUUCUUUUCCAGUUUGGCCUCCUGGUCUCUCUGGGAAUGUUGGCUCUUCCUGUAAUUACCGGGUUUGACUGAAUGUCUGCAGCACUGUGGUGAAUCACUGCAGCGCUGCAGAAAGAAACUAAAGGUGUGCCUUGAGAUUAUACUUUAAAUCCUAUUAAAAGAAAUGACGCUAUUAAAGGUACAUUUGCAAAUCUCAUAAUCAUACAUCAAACUACUGUCGUCUCCCCGGCUGCUGCAGAAUGUCCACCAGUCAUGUGAGCAGUCAGACGGCUGAUAUGCCUUCUAGUGUUUUCUGUUUAAUUAGAUCACAGGAGGGGGAGGAAUCUGAACUGUACACUACAACAUAAAGAAGUUUUAAUUUCUCUAAUUAAUAUGCUAAUUUAAACAGCAACAGGCUCUGAAAAUUAAUGAGAUCUGUGGCAAUUUAGGGGAAGCCCUGCGGUGCAGGUGUGAAGCUUCUGCCACUCGGUCAUUGUGUUACGGAGACAUGAAACGCUGUGAUGAGACAAAGAUCGAAGUGUGGAAUUUAACCAGCCGAAACGAAAAUUUAGUAGAACAGAAACGUGCAAAAUGGGUCAUGUGAGCUUUUGUAGCAACAGGUUGAGAACCAGCAAACCUCAGGACGAGCUGAAAACCCUCCCGUCACUGUGAGAGGAUCCACUUCCUGUUGAUGAAACAUACAAUCGCUGCAGCCGCACAUGAUCAUGUGACCUCAUCUCAAACAUGCAGCUGCACUCACAAACACAUUUACAUCCUCUUCAUCAGGAAUUACAGGUUACACGUGUGAAAUGGACAUGAAUACAUGAGAGGAUUUGCAAAGCUGGCGAAAAUGUUGGUUUAUUCAGUCCACAGGCCAGAUACUGAUCUGCAAGCAUGAUUCUGUUUAUCUGUUGAACUUUAGCAUGUAGCCACCGGUGCUGUGGGGGGAAAAAAAAAUCUGUGUUUUUCUGCUGUGAGAGACGACAGUGGAAAUCUCUUGUGGUUUCUGUGGAGUUAAACUCCACCAGUCAGGAGGGUUAAAGUCUGCAGCCUGUCACUGUUUGACAACAAAACAAACGUACUUUCAUGCAUGUUCCUCCUCCUCCACUGUGUUGGUCGUCUUUUCUGUGCCUGUACGUUUUGGUUUUUUUUUCUUGCAUGACUGAUUCCGGUCACAGGACGUCUUGUGCCAUAAUUUUAAACACGGCUAUAGAAAGAAGUGCGGAACAUUUAGAAAUAACGACGAUGGGCAGUUAGGCUAUAAAAUGGCCGCAGUUAACGGUGAACUGAUGUAGCUCAAACGACACCACAUUUAUAUUUUAUGUGCCUUGGCACCUCAAAGCAAUAGAACAUCCUUCUUUUUUUUAUUCAGAUGUAGCUCAAUUAAUUGGUUAUAAUUUUAUAGUUUGAAUCAAAAAUGUUACCAAACAACCAGGAGAUUAAAAUAUUUGCCUUUCUUUACAAGAAGGAUACGUUUAUUAACCGUCCAGAACAAAACAUUGUGAUAGUUUGUCAUUUUUUUCCAAAAUGACUGAUAUCUCUGUCUCUGCUUUUGGCUCACAAUGCCUUACACUCUGGUUCUAUUGUUAAAGUUUCAGUUUUUAGACUCAGGAGAACAUUUAUGACCGGAAAUGUUUUAUACAAUCAAGCAAGUCGGCUGACAUGAUUGUCUGCGGGUUUCUAGCUACAGGGGCGAUCAGAUUCUGUUUUAAUUCUGCUCAAUUAAAUCAAACGACAGUUGGAUGUUGCAACGUGAACUGAAAUGAACAAUACGUUUUGGAUAUUUUUGCACCAGCAUUUCUUUUGAUUCCUUUCUUUACAAUUUGACUGUGAAAAUGAUUUUAAUGUGAUGGUACUAUUUUUCUUUUUUUCUUUGUCAAACAAUACAGGACCAAAAAAUUAUAA